This is a messenger RNA of Homalodisca vitripennis (glassy-winged sharpshooter), 3450 nucleotides long. RefSeq lists its product as uncharacterized. The record is from RefSeq and is a predicted model, not a curated record. NCBI's taxonomy places the organism in Eukaryota, Metazoa, Arthropoda, Insecta, Hemiptera, Cicadellidae. Bases 76 to 1074 code for a protein of 332 amino acids. The transcript has 6 exons.
CAGUCGGAGCGCCAGUCUCUCUCAGACGCCCGAGGCGUACACAUGUGUUGUGGUGAAGUGUUUGUGUAGUGCGUGAUGUCAACUUUCAAGGACUAUAGUCGGCCUCUCCAUGUGGAUUGCAGUGUGGAGUACGAACUUCCCAACGCGGCCAAGCCGCCGGCGAACGCCCGGACGGAACCCCUUCUGAUGAUCCACCCUUGCUACUAUCGCAGAGCUGAGAGCCAGCGGAGAUCCCCUUUUAUCAACAAUUUGCCGGCGACCCGCCAGAGGGUCCCUCAGACCCAGUACCCUGUCAGAUAUCCUAAACGCGAUCCUAUGCUGUGUGGUACUGCGGAGUUCUCCGGAGACAGUGGGGUCAGCGGGGUCGGCCACUGGACGGAUACUGGCUCCCCCCUGGCCCAGGAGACAAGACUCCACGCCGGACCGGACAGCGGCAUCGUGGCGGAUAAGUCCGGAUUGACUGCUCUAUCAGGAACAUGUUGGGAAGCGACGCCAGACCCUGCGUCAACUCGCUUGUAUGGUUCCUCAAGAGGUCAAAACAACGCUGACAGCAACCGCGAGCUUAGAGACUCCACCAAUCAAGUCUCCCGGCACAGUUGGGCGCUAACCUCAGACUUUCUCGGCGUGAAUGGCGGUGGGGAAGUGAACAACAACAACAACCAAAAUCAGCACGUGAAGGACACGAGACUCCACCAGCCGGCUGUGGGGGUUGCUGCAGUCGCCAGCUGCAAGGCUUGUCAACCCCAGUUCCUGCACCCCCAGCAGCGUACUCAGCAGCCCUGGCCAGGCGUCACGGCGUCAGCAGUUACCUGCUCUGGCACAACCAGGCACAGAGUCCGUGCCGUGGAGCCAGGCCCAGAGCACGCCGCCUCCUCGCUGCACCGCCGGCCUCCGCCCGCCUGGCCCUCGCAGUCCGCCUGGCCCGCCCCUCCCGCCAAGCGGUCCCGCCUGCUGCCGCCUAGUGACUGUUGUAAGGUCUGCACCCAGUGGACCUACCCCCAGUGCCGUACCACCCAGGACAACUCGCGGGUCCUGUGGAACAACGAGAGUAUGCUGAGGCUGUAUCAAGUCUAGUGGCGUUCUCCUCUCCACCCAUUUUGCCAAAGUUUUUAUUAGUUACUCUGCUGUAAAAUAUACGUAUUGCGGAUACACGGAGUGCCGCCGCGCCGCGUGGUGAGAGACCGCCGUACGACAGUCAUAAGAUAGUUCCUGACCCACUGGACUGCGUGGGUGCGUGUUGUAGCGUAGUUUACCAGUCGGAGCCGAGGUCGUCUGCAGCGGCGGCUAGUGCAGCCAAAGAUGGAACUGUCCCCGCCUUCAGGUUGAGUUCGCGAGUCUCUGUUCGUGCCUAUCCUCCAGUUGUAUUUAUUCUGUUUCUGUUUUUGUGAUAAGUUCGUGUCCCCAAAGACUCGACCCGGCUCCGACGUGUCCCAACUGAGCCUAGUUCGAGAAACAGGGAUUUUGUCAGUAUACGCUUUUAGAUGGCUAAGUAUUCUUCCAUUGUCCACAGAACAUAUCAGAGUCUGCGUACAUUCCAGAGAUCUGCAGGCUGAGCUUACGACAGGCUUUGCUUUCACUUACUUGCAUUUAUUUAUUUAUCCAGUAUUUACUAAAAUUAGCUUUUUAUUAUCUUUAUAAUAGUGUUUUUAUAAAUUAAGUUUACAUGUUUUUAUUAGGCUCUCAACUUACAUAGUAUUUUAUCUCAAGUACUUUUGUUUUGUUUUGCUCUCGAAACAAACAAGUUUUUUUUGUUUUGCCACAAAAUAAGACUUUACAGUUUGGGGUUUACAACAAAUAAUUGGCUCAGUAAAUUAAUAUUUUCAGAUUCAAACUAGUCAGAUUUAAACGUUUCUGUACUAGUUUCUAUUUUUGUCUCACUACUAAAAUUACAAUUGGUGAAGACAAUAACUGAAAUCUGUUCUGAAACUACUUUAAUACUUGUUUUCUUGUACAUAUUCAAUCUUGAUUGCCUGAAUAAUCUGACCAAUUAUGUAGUUUAAACCUUUCCUUGGAUGUGAAAGCCAAGCCUGAUCUCUCUGACACUGAGACUGACAUUCUAAUACUGUAUUGUAUGUUAGCUAAAUACCAGUAGCCUAUAUCUUUACUUACACAUCUUUCUCACCCUCAUUAUUCAUUCUUUCCAUAUGAUUCUCACUCAUAAAUGUGGAUUUUGGAUAUUUCGUAAGAUUUUAAAAAACAAUGAGAUUUGCGUUAAUCCAAAACUGAAUUGAACCGAAUCGGCACUGGUAUUUGGCUUACUCGAAUGUGUUUUGAUCUUACCUUAUUGAAUUACUUGUAUAAUCUGAACACUUACAUUAAGGGUAUAUAUCUAUGUGGUUCCACUAUAGAAGGCUGAUUGUAAGGAGUCGUAUUAAGAAAUAGGAAAACCGACAAAAAAUAGUUUGCCUUGAACCUCCUUACUGUAUCUAUACAAAUAUUAUAUAUAUUAUAAAUAAAUAUAUGUUAUAUAUUAGACUGUUGUUUGCUUAGGAAAGAUUGUAGAAUAUAGUUGGGGUGCGUGGCACCCAGAGUGGCCUUUUAGUUAGUCUUUGCUCAAACACUAAUUCUUGUAAUGUUUAUGUUUAUAUAAUUAAUGAUUCUCGUAUUUUGUGGUUUUUGUCAUGAGUUUAUGUUAUGAAAAACUGGUAUUGAUACAAUUAUUCCAGUCUUUAAUACUAAACCAGUACAAGCUUCAGUCAUUCAUUCAUAUAAAAUAAUAUUUUAUUUUUAUUUCUAAUAUUGUUUUUUGGUAAUUUUUAAACAUGUAUUCUGAAAACGGUAUUAAAAAUAAAGUAAUUAAUAAUGUAAUGGUCCUUUUGAUUAAAUUGUUGUAAAAGUAAAAAAAAAAAAAAUCAUUUUGCUAAGCCUGAUUUCAAAACACUUGAUUAUUUACUUGAAAUGUGUAUAUUUGAACUGUAUUAGCAUUAGUAUUGUUUGGUUAUUUUGUUUAGCAAUUUAGAUUUUUACCGAAUGCUGAAGUAUAUCUAAUUAAAUAAGAGACUUGAAAAAUAUGUUUCUCAAAUACGUGUAUGUAUUUUACUUGGAUUUUGCAUUACUUCUAGUUUAGUUAUUAAUUAUUUUUGGAUUUAUAUAUGAUUCACUUUUAAUGUAUUAAUUUCAGUGAAUUGUUGCCUCUUGCACGAGGGUUAGUAAUAUGAACUAAAUUGUAUUGUGUUAAACUCAGAAUUGUUUGGGCAAAGAUUAUCGCAACAUUACAAGAGCAUUAGCUGUAGCAACAUUCUUGUAUAAUGUACUGUACAUUUCAUUGCUUUGUUUUAUUUGUUAUUUGUUAUCGUUGCUGGUGCCACGCACGUUUGUUGUCCGUCAGAUUGGAUUGUACAGAGGCGACUCCAGGUCGACUUUUCGUGUUCGAUUUCUUUCAUUCAAAGUGACUGUGAUAAUGCGGGAGGAUUAUUGAUAAACGAGAAUAAAAAUAUUAAAAUAACUUUA